AUGGAUUCAUCCACCUGUCAUAGGUUCUUGAACUGGAUUGUUUUGCACUUUUUAGGAAAAGUGCCUGGUGAUGCCUGGUUUCCCUCAUCCUUCACUUGGUGUCUUUCUGGUAUAAAAUGCUGCUUUAUGUUCAGAAUAAAGAAUAGAACAACAACCACAGUAGCACAGACUACACUGAUCCAACUCAUCAGCAGCACAUUCUGA
Messenger RNA from Enterospora canceri, 204 nucleotides. Lineage: Eukaryota; Fungi; Microsporidia; Enterocytozoonidae. The record is from the annotation of a GenBank genome assembly.